Molecule: messenger RNA, 1323 nt
Organism: Antrostomus carolinensis (chuck-will's-widow)
Lineage: Eukaryota; Metazoa; Chordata; Aves; Caprimulgiformes; Caprimulgidae
Product: disks large homolog 3
Exons: 9
Molecular function (GO): protein binding
Source: RefSeq, a predicted model, not a curated record
AGCCCUGUUUGAUUACGACCGGACCCGGGACAGUUGUUUGCCCAGCCAGGGACUCAGCUUCUCCUACGGGGACAUCCUGCACGUCAUCAAUGCCUCUGACGAUGAGUGGUGGCAAGCCAGGCUUGUCACACCCCACGGCGAGAGCGAGCAGAUCGGAGUCAUCCCCAGCAAGAAAAGGGUGGAAAAGAAGGAGAGAGCGCGGUUGAAAACAGUGAAGUUCCACGCCAGGACUGGCAUGAUUGAGUCCAACAGGUCGAUCAAAACGAAACGUAAAAAGAGUUUCCGCCUCUCUCGAAAGUUUCCAUUUUACAAGAGCAAAGAGAACCUGGCCCAGGAGAGCAGCGGACAGGAACAGGGGCUGAAAGCUGCUGCCAGCGCUUACAUGCCUCUCCCUGGCUCUCUUGCAGAAGGCCAAGAGGACACCAUCCUGUCGUACGAGCCAGUGACGCGGCAAGAAAUUCACUACGCGAGGCCGGUGAUCAUCCUGGGGCCCACAAAGGACCGAAUUAACGACGACCUCAUCUCCGAAUUCCCCCACAAGUUUGGUUCCUGCGUGCCACACACCACCAGGCCUCGGCGCGAGAACGAGGUGGACGGACAAGACUAUCAUUUUGUCAUAUCCCGCGAACAGAUGGAGAAAGACAUCCAGGACAACAAGUUCAUAGAGGCUGGGCAGUUCAAUGACAAUCUCUAUGGGACCAGCAUUCAGUCAGUGCGGGCAGUGGCGGAGAGGGGGAAACACUGCAUCCUGGAUGUCUCUGGCAAUGCUAUCAAGAGGUUGCAACAAGCACAACUUUAUCCCAUUGCCAUUUUCAUCAAACCAAAAUCCAUUGAAGCUCUCAUGGAGAUGAACCGGAGACAGACGUAUGAACAGGCCAACAAGGUCUUUGACAAAGCCAUGAAACUCGAGCAAGAGUUUGGAGAGUAUUUUACAGCCAUCGUACAAGGAGACUCUCUUGAAGAGAUUUACAGCAAAAUCAAACAGAUCAUUGAGGACCAGUCCGGGCACUACAUCUGGGUCCCAUCCCCAGAGAAACUCUGAAGAUGUACCCCACCUGCUUCCCAGUGAGCAGAAGAUCUCUGAAGUCCCACCCCACCCAAGCCCUCUGCCCCAAGGGAGGGGGAUAUGAAAACUAUACCUGCCCCCUUUUUUAGAUCGUCGCAAAAUUGAGUUUUCUAGUCCUGUUUCUUUUGUUGGGAUGAACUCAUCUCAUUCAUCACGUGACUGUUCCCACCGUUCCUGCAUGGACCUUCCCACUGCUCCAUUAGAGACAGAUGAGAACCCAUUCAAGGUCGUUUUUUAUUAUUAUUAUUAUUAAUUAA